Aspergillus niger is the source of this 354-nucleotide messenger RNA. RefSeq lists its product as uncharacterized. Bases 1 to 354 code for a protein of 117 amino acids. The record is from RefSeq and is a predicted model, not a curated record. The transcript is spliced from 2 exons. Lineage: Eukaryota; Fungi; Ascomycota; Eurotiomycetes; Eurotiales; Aspergillaceae.
AUGCCUACGGAGUACACCGAGAUCGCUUUUGCAGUCGGAUCUAUCCAUUUGCUGCCCUUCUUGCUCGGCGUAUAUAUUUACCGUAAGCCCAAGACUCCUACGGGAGAGGCCGAUAUCGCAGGUCCGAUGUCCACUUACCUACCAAACUGGGCGAUAUGUCUUCCAAGUCAUGUCUAUAUCCAACGUCUAUUUACUACAAGGAAAAGAAGUCAAACCGAGGUGAGCAAGCCACUGAACGUCGUCAGCUUGACACCGCCUGUUGAUAUAGAGUUGAUGAUCGGCGUUCAACCAAGACAAAUCUCACAUAUACAGAUGAAGUGGCGUGUAGGAAGUUCCAUAAAAUUAGGUAGUUAA